UCCUCAAACUCGUAAAACGAUCUCAUCUUUCGUUGAAUUGCCCUUAUUUUACAGAUUUCCGCAAUCGGUCUGCCUUGUCUAUUUUCUUCAGCUACGACGAGACCGAUACCCACAAAUCCCAUCUGCCAGAUCCCUAAGCUACUGCAAACCUUUCAUCCCAAGCCCAUCACACACAGCCGUCACCUUCAUCCGCAAUGGGGAAAACCGAAAAUAACUAUGACCCUCAGAUGCCCCCGCUUCCUCUCGCAGAACCACCCGAGUGCAAGGAAUGUGGCCAAGCCUGUAAGCGGGAAUCGCGCGGAAGGCGAUCAUGUUGGUGCUGUUAUUGUUACCUUAGGAACAACCAACCAGUCUGGAGCACGUGGGACGACACCGAGGGAGUGGAGCCUGGAAACCCGCUCUGCGAUUGUGGCUAUUACUCUCGCAGCGGAACUAAAAAAACGGGAGAACCAUUCAAAUCAUGCGCCGUGGGCCGUUGCAACAUGUCCGAUUACAAAGGAUGGUCAUCAAAGAAGGCACCAGGGCCUUCCUACUUAACUCCUCCAGCCACUCCGUCAAGAUACAAGGGGCCACAGCCGACUGGCGGAAUUGGUGAUUCGAGCUAUAUCUCUCCCCAAGAACCUAGGAGAAAUAGAUCCUUCGGCAAUGACGAGCCGCCAUACACUCGGAAGGACCCAGAACUCAUUCGUCUUCUGGAACAUGUCUUUACCAUAGCAGAAAAAAAGAGGUUUCCCAGCCAAAUGCCGAACAUGUCAGACCUCAGGAACGCACUGCCAGCUAUUAGUGGCUCGACCCAGGCGCCCAUCCCAUUCAAAAUCCGCUCAUCUACUGAUUUCGAGAGACAUUCAAAGAUUGGUGCUGCUGGGGAGUUAUAUGUGUGGGCCUUGAUCUCUUUUCUUCUUCCUGCAAAUGGUAUCUACGUUGAAGAUUGGAAGAGCAACAUGCGAAAUUGGGCCAAACAACACCCGGAUCUGGCGCAUUUCCCCGAUUACGUCGGCGGUGAGACGGCCGACCUGGACUUCCUCGACGAUACUGGUGCCUUUACAAACCUCCUCAUUCAGAGUGGCUACCUUGACAGCGGGAUAUGGCGUGGACAAAAACCACAUUAUCUGAUUGAGGUCAAGUCGUCCCUGUCAAAUAAGAACAAGGAGUUCUACCUCAGCAGCAACCAGUACGAUAGGAUGCAGGAGAACACAAAACCCAGGCCCUCUUCAUCAAAGAGACCGACCAUCUACAUGGUUGCCCGAGUCUCAAACCUACAGCAGCACGACAUUGAUCUGCGAUUCUACAUAGAUCCGGAAUCGAUGCGAAAGGAGAAAAGGCUUCGCUUCCGACAGGUUUGGGCCGUUGAGGAAGUGGAAGAGUAGUGUCCAUCAAAUGAUCACCGUUGCUUCGUUGCAUUCUUGAACUUUUGUCAGCCUUCGAGGUCAGAAGAGCGCGAUGAAAUGUGGUCUUGGAAGAGGGAGGGAGGAGACUGAGGGACACUGGACAAUGCAUUCAGUGGAUUGAUUUGCAACCCUGGCCCUUGUAGGUUCGUACGCAGAGGAGUUGGUUGGCGGUGACCGUUCGUUGUCUGGAAUAGAGUGCCAUGUAAUUUCAAAAUCCUCUAGAGGGUUGUCCUAGGCCCAUAGCCCAUGCACGUCUGCGUUCACUCGAGCCGUUGUGCGAUUCCCGAUUCGGGUUGACGUUUGCCACGUGCGCUCGCGAGGGUGUCCAGCACUUCUGGGCGAAUUGAUACCUUCUACCUGCGACGACGGCGUCGUAUUCAGCAUACGGGAUUGAUGACCCUUGUGAACGGC
Molecule: messenger RNA, 1799 nt
Organism: Ilyonectria robusta
Lineage: Eukaryota; Fungi; Ascomycota; Sordariomycetes; Hypocreales; Nectriaceae
Exons: 3
Coding region: 195-1367 (390 amino acids)
Source: RefSeq, a predicted model, not a curated record